Messenger RNA from Coccidioides immitis RS, 1001 nucleotides. RefSeq names its product ubiquitin C-terminal hydrolase. Lineage: Eukaryota; Fungi; Ascomycota; Eurotiomycetes; Onygenales; Onygenaceae. Gene Ontology annotation, cellular component: cytoplasm. The coding region runs from base 78 to 842 and encodes 254 amino acids. Gene Ontology annotation, biological process: protein deubiquitination; ubiquitin-dependent protein catabolic process. The transcript has 2 exons. Gene Ontology annotation, molecular function: cysteine-type deubiquitinase activity. The record is from RefSeq and is a predicted model, not a curated record.
CAAGUCUCGAGAUUGCAUAACUUCGGUUUUGAAUCCACUCCAGAACCCAGAAUAAUCGUCGCUCUGUAUAUAUUUAAAUGAUGGCUGCUGCUGAACGGCCAGAUGUCGAGUAUAUCAAUGGGAAGAAGACCUUUGUGCCGCUAGAAAACAAUCCAGAGGUGAUGUCCCAUUUGAUACACCAUCUGGGCGUCUCUCCAAAGCUGGGAUUCUACGAUGUCUACAGCAUUGAUGACCCGGAGUUGCUCUCCUUUAUUCCCCGCCCUGCGUAUGGGUUGAUCUUCAUCUGCCAUGGAGACGUCUACCAUCGAGCUCGAGACGAGGAAGAAGCAUCAAGGAAUGAUUAUGAAGGAUUUGGCCCAGACGAGCCAGUCCUUUGGUUCAAGCAGACAAUCGGAAAUGCCUGUGGCUUGAUGGCCUUGUUACACUGUAUCAGUAAUGGCCCUGCGCGCCACUAUGUUCAGCCGGAGUCGGGCUUGGACAGGCUGCUCAAAGCAGCCGUGCCACUGUCUCCCGUUGAUCGUGCGAGAUUGCUCUAUGAUUCCCCGGUACUGGAAAAUGCGCAUCGUUCGGCCGCGCAGAUGGGAGACACGCGGGCUCCGAUUCCCAGUGAUAGUUGUGAAUUCCACUUCAUUAGUUUUGCUAAAGGCGAUGAUGGUCACUUGUGGGAGUUGAAUGGUUCGAUGAAAGGCCCUGUUGAUCGCGGUGCCCUGGCGCCUGACGAGGAUUGUUUGAGCGAGAAUGCCCUAAAUCUGGGAGUGCGCACACUCAUUGGGAAGAAAAGUGAGACCGGUGAGGCCGGGUUCGGCUUCAGUUUGGUGGCCCUUGGACCCAGCUUAGAAUGAAUGCAGGGCUUCAGAUCGUUGUAACGGCAGAGCGCCAUCAAGGUCCUCCAUAACAAGGAAUUGAUGACAAAAGUGCUCGAAUAACUUUCUUCAUGAUUUUCCUUCGCUUAACAACAGCAAUAUAGUCCAUAAGCAAUCCACCAAUGCUCUGGAACUGUG